AUGGGCAUCCUGAACGAGCAAGGAGAGGACCGCCUUCCCGGAAGAGAGGGUAUCUCCCAGAGUCUGGAACCCUCUCCUGACAGCACUGGGGCCCCAGGCUUUGCUGGACAUCUGCACGUUAAGGUCCCCCUUGGUUUUGUCUUGCAGGGGCUGCUGGAUCCAGUUCUUAGCGGACGGGACGCCCAAACAGGAGACUGCUGUGAGGCCCGAGAGCACCCUAAAGAGGAGACCUGUAAGUCGCCUUCCUCAGAGCCGCCUGAGGUGCAUUUCUCAGUCACCAUGCCUCUCAGUCAGAUGAAUGAGCUCUCCAAGCAUGGGGAAGAUCGUCUGGUUCCAAUAGAGAACCAAAACCUGUUCGAGGAGCUGCUAUUAGUGUCCGAAGAGGAGAAUAAUACCGUGUCCCCCUCUUCCUCCGUAUCUUCCACCCCCUCUGUGUUGUUUCCUGAUAGCCCAGAUGAGGUGCCUGAUGCUAUGACACCUAGUCCCCCCCAUAGCCCACAGGGUGCCGGUCCCUUGCCAGCUGCCAUGGAGGCCGCUCCAAUGAGCCCAUCCGAGGAAGAGAAUUCCAGCAAUCAAGUUGGGGAGGGGCCAAGCACCGGGCAGGACCCGGGAAACGCUGAGUCCUUUCUUAGAGAGGCACUGCGUUGCAAGGUGUUCGACCUGGUGAGGUUCCUGCUGCUGAAGUAUCGUGCAAGGGAGCCGACCACCAAGUCAGAAAUGCUGAGUCGCGUCAUCAAGGAGCACCAGGACCAUUUCCCUGAGAUCUUCGGCCGAGCCUCACAGUGCCUGAGGCUGCUCUUUGGCAUUGAGGUGAAGGAAGUGGACCCCAGCGACGGCGUUUAUUUCCUGGUCACCACUGGGGGCUUCACCUAUGAUGCGAUGGUGGGCGAAGGGCCCGUUUUGCCCAACACUGGCCUCCUGGUCAUGCUCCUGUGUGUGAUUCUCGUGGAGGGCGACUGUGCCCCUGAGGAGGAAGUCUGGAAAGCCCUGAAUGGCAUGGGGGUGCACGAUGGGAGGGAGCAUUGCAUCUAUGGGGAGCCCAGGGAGCUCAUCACUAGUGUUUGGGUGCAGGAAGAGUAUGUGGAGUACAGGCAGGUUGCCAACAGUGAUCCUGCUCGCUACGAGUUCCUGUGGGGUCCCAGGGCCCACGCUGAAACCACCAAGUUCAAUUUCCUGGAUUAUUUGCUUGGGGUCAAUAGCAAGGAUCUCAGUUUCUUCCUAAAUCUAUCCAAAGGGGUGGAGAAUGAUGAGGAAGAGAUGUCCUGA
Messenger RNA from Pteropus alecto (black flying fox), 1266 nucleotides. Its product is annotated as melanoma-associated antigen 4-like. The record is from RefSeq and is a predicted model, not a curated record. Gene Ontology annotation, biological process: negative regulation of transcription by RNA polymerase II. NCBI's taxonomy places the organism in Eukaryota, Metazoa, Chordata, Mammalia, Chiroptera, Pteropodidae. Bases 1 to 1266 code for a protein of 421 amino acids. Gene Ontology annotation, cellular component: nucleus. The transcript has 3 exons.